Colletotrichum lupini is the source of this 3753-nucleotide messenger RNA. RefSeq lists its product as uncharacterized. Bases 1 to 3753 code for a protein of 1250 amino acids. Lineage: Eukaryota; Fungi; Ascomycota; Sordariomycetes; Glomerellales; Glomerellaceae. The transcript has 10 exons. The record is from RefSeq and is a predicted model, not a curated record.
AUGUCAGAUCCCCGGAAAAGACGCGAGGGGAACAAAACCGACGAGUCGGGAUACUCCAUUUCACCAUCGCUUUUCGAAAACCUUACCAUCGCGACCAAGUAUGUCCAGCAAGGUGACGCUAUAGAGAUUGAUCAACAUGAUGAAUCCUGCACUACGACUCUCCAACGUUUUCUUUCGGUAAACGCAGUUCUGAGCACAGCAUCGUCAUUUGCUAUCCGCCAACAACAAGCGGCAGAGCAAGAUCUUCCGCUUCAAGUCAUCGGAGAAGGAUUUUGCGGUGUGAUAUACGACUUCCCUAGCAGGGGACUCGUCAUCAAGGCCGGUAGAUCAAACAAGAAGCAAGAGAUGUGGGCUGAUCAUGUGGCUCACGUCAAGAUGUGGGAGGCUUCGAAAACCACAAAGUCUUACGCCAUGCCAAGACCUGCAUAUAUCGUACAAGUCGAGGACCUUCAAGCUUGGAAGAUUGCUCACCGCAAGGAGAUCAAGAGUCACUCGGGAUUUUUCUUCGAUCCCAGCGCGAUCAUGGUAUCUGAACGCAUUCUCCCACUACCUCGAAGCAUCCGUGAAGCGCUUGUGUCCGUCUUCUGUCCGUCCGACAUGAAAGCCGACGCUUCAAACAACCCAGCAAACAAGCAUUGCUUGAUACGCAUUUACCUUGGACGCAGACGCAUGAAUAAAAGAGUCGAAAACAAAUUCUCUCUGCGAAACUUUGAGCUCACGCUCGAUAAGAUGGAGAUCUUGGGUGUAGACCCCCAGCAAUAUGUUCAGCCAAUGGCUGAGGCAUUGGCGGUCAUGCACUGGGCUGCUCAGAUUGAUGGUGCAGAUGUCGAAUUCGUUCUUGGCAGUUCUCCCGAGCGUCGCAUAUCUGCUCAAACCCUGGACUCAAUUGACCUUGAAGGGGAUAUCAUCACGACGUGGAAUAUGGAUGAAUCGAAAUCAAGCGGCAUCAACUUUCUCCGACGCAGCGUGAGCAUCUUCUUACUGGAUUUCAAUCAAUGCAGAAGAAUGCCGCCCACUCCCAAGGGCAUUGAUGAUGCUGUCAAAGCAUUCUGGGAAAAUGACCCAUACUAUCCAAGACCUGGCUACAAGGAGGGAUCCCAAGAGUGGAUGCUUUGGGAACAGUUCAAGGGCCACUACUUAGUCAAGAGUUAUAAGAUUCUGGAUGACUCUGCUACAAUGCCCGCCGAGUUUCUCCGCAGAGUCGAAGAGCAUGGAAAUUCAGCUGCAAGGCAGCUAUUCAUGGGCGGCCCCCCUCCAAAUUCUGCUACGGCUUCCUCAAGUCCCACUCCUGGUCGUUCAAGCUCUAUGCAAGCUUCACAGAGCCCGAUACCGGGUUCUUCAAGCUCUAUAGCAGACACGAAGAAAGGCAACAACAACAAGAAGCAGAGGAAUUGUCUGAUGACCGAGUACAAAGUACGCGCCGCGCAGAAGAGCGCAGAACAAUACGCCAAGAUUCCCGUUGAAUGGCGUAUCGAUCAAACUGUUCCCCCUCCCAAAGACACGGACACCUUUCUUCGUUCAUCUGGAGUCUUGAGCGCGGAAGAGCUUGCUUGUACGGAAGUUGAAGACAUCCAAGUCUUACUUGAGCAGAUUGCGACUCGAAAGUUGAGCGCAGUCCAAGUCCUCAAAGCGUUCGCGAAGCGAGCAGCCAUAGCCCAGCAGCUAGUGAAAUGCUGCACAGAGCUCAUGUUUGAAGAGGCUCUCAAACGAGCCAAGGCUCUAGAUGUCCAUCUAGAGCGGACAGGCUCCGUAGUUGGGCCAUUGCAUGGACUCCCGGUAUCCCUUAAGGACAUAUUCGACGUCAAAGGGUUUGACUCUACCAUCGACACCGGUGGUUCCAUACGUAUCCCAGCAGCUCUGCAGGGACUUUACGGGCUCAAACCGACUGUUGGACGACUACCAUUCGAGGAGUCGAGCAAAUGGAAAUUUAUCGCACCGCCAGUGGCUGGUCCCCUAGCAUUCAGCCUCUCGACAAUCGAGACCUUCAUGGAUGGCAUCUUGUCUUGUGAGCCGUGGCGAAGUGAUCCGACGUUGCUGCCCAUCCCGUGGGGCAAGGAGCUCGCGGCCAAGCCCGACAAGCCUCUCAAGAUCGGAUAUUACAUCAAUGACAACGUCGUCCGUAUACAGCCGCCUAUUGAACUGAUCGAAUGGGACCCCACCUCGCUUGCUGAAGCUUACAAGGAUUGUACAACUGCCACAUUCGCUGAUGGCGGUGAGUCUCACAGGAUGCUGAGUGAGGCCAGCGGAGAGCCCUCAGCUCAAGCACGGAUGAUAUGCACUACCUCGACUAAUGAAAUUACACAGCUGGCUGCCAAAAAGCUCAAGUAUGAGCAAGAAUACCUCAAGCGCUGGAACGAGGCAGGUGUUGACGCCCUCAUCACGUCGGUGGCACCCUGGGUCGGGAUGAGACCCAGAGUGUGGGCCAGGUCAAAGCCUCACGUCGAAUACACCUCGCACUGGAAUUGGCUUGAUUAUGCAGCCUUGACGAUCCCCGUAAUGCGAGCUGAAAGCGAUGGUGCCUCGAGCCAGCAGUGGACUGAUCAUGUCCCAUGUAACAAGAGCGAUGAGAUAAACUACCAGCUGUAUGAUUUUGAGCAGAUGCGCGGCAUGCCGGUUGGUGUGCAGAUUAUUGGAGGAAAGUAUGGAAACCACCAGUACCUUGCUAGCCGCUGCGUGCUGGCGAAAGAGAACACGAUGACCAGUUCGCCGGCAUCGCCGCGACGGCGACAUAUCCUUUCGUCUGUCAAUCCCGGCGACAGUCACGAGAACACACCAGAGCCAACCAAGCGCAAAUCGCCGCCCGCUCCAACAGACGCAGGAGCAGAAGCGCAAUCGCAAGCAGAACCAGGCGACAGCGAAAACCUGCGACCUAGAUCAUCCCGCUUUCGAUUAAAAUCCAAACAUUCAAAGUCGAGCCGAUCGCAUCGUCACCGCGACCGUGAACGUGGCCAUGAUCCAGACGCCGCCGACAAUGACGAAUCCCGCUCAGAACACCGCCACAGUCGCCGCCACCACCACCACAGCAGCAGCCGGCGACAUCGCAGACGUUCACGGUCCCCGACGCCACCGAACCCCUACGAACCCCAGGCCCUCGACCCAGACGCCGCAUUCCGCGAAUCCCUAUUCGACGCGAUGGCCGACGACGAGGGCGCGGCAUACUGGCAGGGCGUCUACGGGCAGCCGAUACACGUCUACUCGAACGAGAGGCCAGGCCCAGAAGGCGAGCUCGAGCGGAUGACGGACGAAGAAUACUCCCAGCACGUCAGGCAAAAAAUGUGGGAGAAGACACACCAGGGCUUACUAGAAGAGAGGGCCCGUCGGGAAGAAGCACGGAAACGCAAAAAGGAAGAGGAAAAGGUGAAUAGGAAGCUCCAAGAAGACAUGGAGCGGAGCCUGCGUCACGGGGAGGAGCGGCGCAAGAAGAGAGCAUGGGUCCAGCUGUGGGAAGAGUACACACGAGGCUGGACGGAGUGGGCCAACAACGUGGACAAGAUUCCCUGGCCCGUAGAAAGCGGUCGACGGAGAGACAUUAACGAAAAGGAAGUCCGGCGGUUCAUCGUCAACGGGCUCGGGCUGGAGGAUAUUGGCGAGAAGGAGUUCGCUGCGAAGCUGCGCGAGGAGCGCGUGCGGUGGCAUCCUGACAAGAUGCAGCAGAAGCUUGGCGGACAGGUGGACGACGAGGUUAUGAAGGACAUUACGGCGAUUUUCCAAAUCAUUGAUAAGUUAUGGGCAGAUACCCGGUCGAAGGCGUAA